UGGCGCUGUUGAGAGAAAAUAAAAAUACAGACAGGCCUAGGGUAGUCUAGCCUAGCUAGGCUAGACUUUGGUUUUUUUAGGCUGGCUUAGGCCUAAGAAGUUUUUGACCAGGGAAUCAGGCAUACACAAUGAUGUGGAUACAUAUUUGUUGGUUUGGUGGUGUUGUCUUGCGCUUUGGUCUUCUCAUCUACGGCCAUUGGCAAGAUUCGACAAUGGCGGUCAAGUUCACGGAUGUCGAUUACUACGUGUUUUCAGACGCAGCCAAGCACAUUUCAAAGGGAGAAUCACCUUAUGAAAGAUCUACAUAUCGCUACACGCCUGUUCUUGCCUUUCUAUUGCUGCCAAACAUCUACGUGGCUGAAGUGAUGGGGAAGCUACUGUUCAUCCUCUGCGAUUUACUGACAGGGAUUAUGAUAUACAAGUUAGCUGACUUGCGCGGUGCACCAAAGACAGCGGCCGUUUGGUGCUGUGCAUUGUGGAUGUUUAAUCCACUUCCGGCUGUGAUAGCCAGCCGAGGAAAUGCAGAAUCUAUAAUGACGAUGCUGGUGUUAAGUAUGUUGUAUUUCUUUUCGCAAGGUCGUGUAAAGAUGUCGGCGGCAGUGUUUGGUUUAGCCGUUCAUUGGAAGAUCUACCCGAUCACCUACGCAUUGCCAAUGUACUUGGCCCUCGCAGAUAGUACAAAUAAUGCUGGAAUGUUGGACUUAUUUUGGCCAAAUAAGAAACGGCGAGAACUUGUGCUUGUGUCUGCCUUUACAUUUCUAAUUUUAACAUGUUUAAUGUACUGGCAGUAUGGUUAUGAAUUUCUUCAAGAAUCCUACUUCUACCAUCUCACAAGACGUGACAUUCGACAUAACUUCUCGCCGUACUUCUGCUUGCUGUACCUGACCGACGAAUGGAGCGCUUCGGUUUGGCUGGGCCUGUUGACGUUCCUACCACAGGUCAUUCUUCUCGUAACCGUAUCAUUUUGUUUGUACACGAAUCUUCCUGUGUGUUGCUUGGUACAAACUUGUAUAUUUGUGGCAUUCAACAAAGUCAGCACUUCACAGUAUUUUUUGUGGUAUUUGAGCAUCUUACCCGCAGCAUUACCUCACGUUGUACAUGAACCUUUAGCAGUUCUGUCAAGCUUUGUUCCAUGGAUAUUGGCCCAGGCAUCAUGGUUAUUCUUUGCAUACCUACUGGAAUUUGAAGGACAACAAGUGUUUUUGUGGCUAUGGCUUUGUGGUCUGCUUUUUUUGUUCUCUCAUGUUGGUCUGAUCGGAGACUUCAUAACAUGGUCAACAUGUUCUAAAUGUUCUAAAGCUCCCAAAGUGAAGACAACAUGAUAAGCAACAGUAGUUUUAAAUUGAAAUUGAAUGUUCCCAGUAUUCUAUUUUCAAGUGGAGUGGUAGCUCCUGAAGAUUGCUGACAGGGAGUCCGACAUCUGACAGGGUGUCUGAGCCAGUGGGCCGACUAGGGCCUUUGUCAGGGUCCCGGUAUAGAAAUCUCUAAUAGGAUUCACAGGGAAUUUUUUUUGUGGAUAAGUAAGUCAGAUUAAAGGGCUGUGGGGCCUGGGGCUGUAAUUGCAAGUGGGCCUAAAUACUCCAUGACUAAAACAUAAAACCAGAUUUUCGGUAAUUUUUCUUGGAGUUCGGGGGCCUAUUUUUCCCGAUUGGGGCCUGUGGGCCUGGGGCUGCUACCCCAAAAACCCCUGUGUUGAUCUGGCCCUGUGGAUUAGUAUAAUUAAAAAUCAAAAUAAUGCUACUUCGAUAGAUUAAUUAUUUUUGAUCUGAUGACCUGUUUGUGGCAUCGGAUUACUGGUGUACAGGCCUGUCCGACGCUUGUAUAUGUUUAGAAAAAUCUUUUUUUUGAUACAUGUAAUGUAAUGUAUUGUAUUGUGAGAUUUAUAGUAAUGUAAUUUACCAAAGAUUCAGAGUGCUGCAAAGAUUACAAAAAGUCACAAAAACAAAAUGACUGGAAAAAUAAAUCUAUGUAUUGCCGUCAAAAUGUGUUAUUACAUGAUCAUAAAAGACUUAUUGAUCCUAACCAAAAAUGUAAUUCUACUGGAGAAGAACAUUAAUAUAAUAUGUUGGGAAUAAUGUUGCUUUAUUAGAUUUGUUUACGUUAAGUAGGGUUUUUAUUCAAGGAAAAAAUAAAUGCCUUUGGGCGUUUAAUUCGAGGAAGGCAAAUGGGGCGUUUAUUUGAAUAAAAGACGGUGUAAUCUGUUAAAGUAUUAAAUCUAUGCUCAGUUGCAUUGUUUAACUGUAAAAAUUGUUUAUAAAAUUGUGCAACUCGUCUGUUGUCUUUUAUAUUACGAUAGUACUAUAUUUAAAAUUAAGAGUUAAGCAGCUAUAUAAAUACCAGGUGGGUGUGGAAUUCUAAAUAAAUAAUCAUUUAAAAAAUAGAUUAAAAAAAAAGUAAAGCUUCUUUAGACAUCCCCAACAACAUGCUUAGGUAGAUAGCAUGAUACCUGCCAAAAUUUAAGUAAUAAAAAUCGGGAGAACAAAGUACGGUGAAUGUGUUACUUCAUAAAUUGUUAUUUUAGCCCUACCCGCCAACCGAGGGCCGGAGGCUGAGCGGGGGCUGUUCCCCUCUCGUGUCCCCCUCUCACGAGGUGGUGGUCCGGGUGAGAAUCCCCCGCAAGCUUCAUGAUUUUUUUUUCUUUUUAUCGAGCCAAAAUGAUUGAUUUGGAUAUGUAACUAAUUACUAAUUUGUAAAAUUUGAUUUAGGCCAAAUUCGACCAUUCGUAUGUAGUGAUAAAAUUCAUUCUUAAAUCAAGAGAAGCUGGGGGUCGGGAGAACGAUUUUCAAUCGGGAGACAAUUGUCUCAAAAUCAAGAGUCAACGGUGUUGGCAUGUAUGAAGUAGUUAUUUUGAAUUUGGGGAUCUGCCACUGAAAUAGUUUUGUUAUAUUAUAUAUUGGGAGAACUUGUAAAGUCAAAAUGUAUAAUAUGGUUUUGUUUUUCAUGUUUACUGUUAAUUAAUGUUAUACAUUUUGUCUGUGGUAAACAGCAGUUUUGUUUUCAACGGAUAACGCCUUCUUGCUGCUUCCUACUGUCUAGAUGAUGGACCAUUAAAUGGAUGAAAUGAAAUUGAAGUUUGUUUCUCUUCUGAUGUUCUUAUGUGCAUACUAAUACUAUUAAAUUCAAAGUCUUGAAUAUUA
Anneissia japonica is the source of this 3137-nucleotide messenger RNA. Its product is annotated as GPI mannosyltransferase 1-like. The record is from RefSeq and is a predicted model, not a curated record. The transcript is spliced from 6 exons. Lineage: Eukaryota; Metazoa; Echinodermata; Crinoidea; Comatulida; Comatulidae. The coding region runs from base 129 to 1322 and encodes 397 amino acids. Gene Ontology annotation, molecular function: GPI mannosyltransferase activity; alpha-1,4-mannosyltransferase activity. Gene Ontology annotation, cellular component: glycosylphosphatidylinositol-mannosyltransferase I complex; membrane. Gene Ontology annotation, biological process: GPI anchor biosynthetic process.